This is a messenger RNA of Naegleria gruberi, 1488 nucleotides long. RefSeq lists its product as uncharacterized. Gene Ontology annotation, cellular component: mitochondrion; plasma membrane; lipid droplet. Gene Ontology annotation, biological process: glycolipid biosynthetic process. The coding region runs from base 1 to 1488 and encodes 495 amino acids. The record is from RefSeq and is a predicted model, not a curated record. The transcript has a single exon. Lineage: Eukaryota; Heterolobosea; Eutetramitea; Acrasida; Naegleriidae.
AUGAUCAGCAGUAAUAUUUCAAAUCCUUACUCAGGAUCAUCAAAUAUUGUUGUUUCCUCUCCUCCAACAACAACCACCACUUCUAGUAAAAAUCAAAAAUUAUAUGAUGUAACUAUUUUCGGAGCAACAGGUUUUACCGGAACUCUCAUCACAAGAUACUUGAUUCAGAGAUUGAGUUCUCUUGUUGAGAGUGAUUCGGAUUUAAUGGUGAGUGGAAGAAGAUUUUGUAUUGCUGGUAGAAAUGAGAGUAGAUUGAAUGAACUUGUCAUGGCACACAAUAUUAAAAUGUCAGACAAGGGAAGAAAAGAUUUAAUAAUUGACGUUGCAGUGAUUAGUAAAGUCGAAAAGGGACCAAAGUUAUUAGAAUUGACAGGCAAUACAAAGGUUUUACUAAAUGUUGCUGGACCGUUUAUUGCUUGUGGUGGAUUGGAAAUUGUUGAUAGUUGUGUAGAGACUGGAACUGAUUAUUUGGACAUUACUGGUGAACCAGAAUAUGUACUUGAAUCUGCUCAAAAAUUCCACGACAAGGCACGUGAAAACAAUGUCAAGAUUAUUCACUGUUGUGGUUUUGAUAGUAUUCCUGCUGAUUUGGGAACAAACAUCUCCUUGUUUCAUGUAAAGAACAAAUUGGAAGAAUUGGGAAUUUCACAAACUGACAAGACAACAAUUGUGACAAAUGGGUAUUUGUCACUCAACUUGCCAGGUUUUGUGAGCUAUGGAACUUUUAAUACUCUUGUUACAUCAUUGGAAAAUUAUAGUGUUUUCAGUGGAAAGAAAACAAGUGAAAAAAUUGUACAAAAGACAAGUGACAAGAAGGGAUCAUAUAGUAAGAGAGGAACCCAAUAUCAUGCAGGAUUGCAAAACUAUAUUGUACCAUUUUCAACUUCAGAUCCACUCAUUGUUAGAAGAUCGAAUCACUUGAUUGGCUAUGAUACAUCCCUUUCUGAAAAUACUGAAAAUACUUUCGAGUAUAACAAUUACUUACAACUUUCCAACCGCUACUAUUUAUUCUUAAUGAUCAUCUUCUUCAUGAUCAUGUUCAUUUGUACAAGACUUUCAUUUGGAGCUAGGUUUUUAAGAUUCUUGUACUCUUUAAAGCCAAAUCCAACCCAAAAGGAAAGAGAUGAGAGUAGUUUUGAAUUUGUUUUUGAAACUUUUGGUAAGGUAACACCAGCAAACUCCACCGAUCCAGUCCUGUUCAAAUGUAAGACCAGAAUGUACAAUAAUAAUGAUCCAGGAUAUACAGAAACAGCAGUUUAUUGCUUAGAUAGUGCUCUCUUCUUGCUGAAUAAUUCAAAUGCUGCCAGGUCUAAUCCAGGUGUUUUGACUCCAAGUAGUGUAUUUGGUGUGGAGCAAUGUAAAGAGGAAUAUUUGAGAUGUUUAGGACAACAUACAACCUUAAAAUUCGAUUUUGUUGAAUUUGCUCAUGCCAAGGGAUCAGAAAACCCUAGCUUGAAAAAGGAAGUUGAAAAGUUCUUGAAACUUUAG